This is a messenger RNA of Letharia lupina, 3924 nucleotides long. RefSeq lists its product as uncharacterized. The transcript is spliced from 13 exons. Gene Ontology annotation, molecular function: small GTPase binding; nuclear export signal receptor activity. Gene Ontology annotation, cellular component: cytosol; nuclear envelope. Bases 1 to 3924 code for a protein of 1307 amino acids. Gene Ontology annotation, biological process: protein export from nucleus; protein import into nucleus. The record is from RefSeq and is a predicted model, not a curated record. NCBI's taxonomy places the organism in Eukaryota, Fungi, Ascomycota, Lecanoromycetes, Lecanorales, Parmeliaceae.
AUGGCUGUGGACCUUCCGGGCCUUGCCCAAAUUCUCGAAGCAAGCUUAGAUCCCACGCAAAACAAACAAGCGGAGCUUGCUAUCCUGCACGAAGAGAAGAAGCUGAACUUCUCCCUGUCUUUGCUGCAAAUCGUAGCCACACAAACCUACGGACCUACUGCUCGCCUAGCCGGUGCUUUAUACUUCAAGAAUUAUAUCAAGAGAAGUUGGACGGACGAAGAUGGCAAUCAUAAGCUGCCUCAGAAUGAGGUUACAGCCAUCAAGCGCGAGCUCAUUGGGCUCAUGAUCUCAGUGCCCCCAAAUAUCCAGUAUCAAUUGGGAGACGCGAUUGGUGUCAUAGCGGACAGUGACUUUUGGGAGAGAUGGGACUCACUGGUGGAUGACCUUGUAUCCCGUCUGACGCCUAAUAAUACUGCGACCAAUAAUGGAGUGCUCCAAGUCGCCCAUUCAAUUUUCAAGAGAUGGCGGCCUCUGUACCGGUCAGACCCCUUAUUCACUGAAAUUAAUCAUGUAUUGGGCAAGUUCGGGAAUCCGUUUCUAAGUCUGGUUCAGAGCACAGACGCACUCAUCGAUCAAAAUCAGUCAAAUAAAGCGAUGCUCUUGCAGCUAUUCGCAACCCUAAAUCUCAUUGUUAAGCUGUUCUACGACCUCUCAGUCCAGGAUCUACCACCAGUCUUCGAAGAUAGCCUCCCCGCAGUGACCUCACUGCUUCACAAGUAUCUCACAUACGAGAACAAUCUGCUACAAACAGACGACGAUGGUGAAGCAGGUCCUCUGGAGCACGUCAAGUCGGGUAUCUUCGAGGUCUUGGAGCUGUGGAUCAAGAAGUACGAGGACGCCGUUGGCGUACAUGUUGGACAAUUCAUAUCAAGCUCCUGGAAUCUGCUCACCACCGUGGGUCGGCAAACUAAAAACGACAUUCUGGUCAGCAAAGCGCUACAAUUUCUGACUGCUGUAACAAGCAGUACCGAGCAUGCGCAGGCUUUCAAUGACGAUUCCACUUUGUCCCAAGUCGUUGAGCGAGUGAUUCUACCUAACCUGACAUUGCGAGACUCGGAUAUGGAACUCUUCGAAGAUGAACCAAUCGAGUUCAUCAGAAGAGACCUUGAAGGUUCUGAUAGCGACACUCGGCGACGGGCAGCGACGGAUUUCCUCCGACAGUUGAUGGCAAAGUUUGAGGGUAUGGUCUCGACGGUCGUCCUUCGAUACAUUGACCACUACUUGUCCGACUAUGCUCAAAACCCUGCUAGUAAUUGGAAGUCGAAAGACACUGCCGUGUAUCUGUACUCAUCAAUAGCUGCCAGAGGCACUAUCACGGCCAGCCAAGGGGUCACAAGCGUCAACUCCUUUGCGAACGUCAUUGAAUUCUUUCAAAACAACAUCGCUGGGGAUCUGGUCUCGGACACUGGCGUUGAGCCUAUUCUCCAAGUUGACGCCAUCAAGUACCUUUACAUGUUCAGGAGUCAGAUCACGGCAGCACAAUGGCAAGAUGCCUUUCCUCUUGUCGUUAAGCACUUAGGUUCCUCGGAUUAUGUUGUGUACACUUAUGCUGCGAUCGCUCUAGAACGCACCAUGGCCCUCACCAACGCUUCCAAACAACCAAUAGUCAGCAGGGUAAGCGUCGAAGCUCUUUCAGCGCAACUCUUGCGGCAUUUGUUCGGCUUGAUCGAGAAAGAUCCUGAGCCUGCGAAGCUGCAAGAGAACGAGUUCUUGAUGCGGUGUGUUAUGCGAGUCCUUAUUGUCAUCAGAGAAGCUGUCGUGCCUAUAGUGGACGAAAUCUUGACACAUUUUGUGAAGAUUACGCAGGUCAGUAGUCAAAACCCGAGCAACCCCAGGUUUUGUUACUACCUUUUUGAGGCUCUCGGAGCUUUCAUUCGAUUUAGCGCUCCUUCGCAACCCGACAAACUCGAAAAUGGUCUAUAUGUAUCAUUCAUUGCUGUGAUACAGGAUGAUGUGCAAGAGUUCAUACCAUACAUCUUCCAACUCUUCGCUGCUCUUCUCGAAGCCAACCCAUCUGGAUCGUUAUCAGACUACUACAAGAAUCUGAUACCUCCACUACUCACACCCGCAUUAUGGGCACCAAAAGGCAAUGUGCCAGCCCUCGUCCGUCUCUUAACCUCUAUCAUCUCGCGAGGUUCGUCCGUCAUUGCGCAAGACAAUCAGAUAGAAACUGUACUGGGUAUAUUUCAAAGCCUAGCAUCUACCAAAAUCAAUGAAACCUACGGGUUCGAGCUUCUAGAGAGCACAAUUGCCAAUUUUCCUCCGUCAACGUUGGAGCAAUACUAUCCUUCCAUACUGAAUGUUCUCCUCAACAGAUUACAGAAUACGAAGACGGAACCUUUCGCAUCGAGAUUCGUUCGACUAUACCAUUUCAUCUCCGCAAAGGACGACAAAGGCCUUGGUGCAGACUUUUUCAUAAGCAAGCUAGAUCAAGUCCAGGAUGGUCUUUUUGCUCCCCUGUACCUCAACAUCAUCCUUCCAGACACACAGAAACUGUUACGACCCCUUGAUCGAAAGACUGCAGUCAUCUCUUUCACCAAGACUUUGACCGAUUCUGUCGCCUUUGCAGAGAAAUACAAGAAAGGCUGGGCGUACACUUGUGAGGCUUUGCUCAAGCUCCUUGAAAAUCCCCCAAUACCCGCGGCUACGGAAGAGACAAUUGUGGAGCAAGAUCCUGACGACAUGAGCUUUGGUGUGGGUUUCACGCAGCUUACGACCAUCAAGCGACCAAUCCGAGACCAGUGGCCUAAAGUUACAGACGUGAAGAGAUGGGUUAGCGAGUAUGUUCGAGCAGCGGAUGCAAGGCAGAAUGGAACGAUAGCUUCGUUUGCACAUGAGCGACUAUCAGCUGAGCAGGCUCUACGUAUAAUCAGGAUAUAUAUUCUCGCUGCUGUUGUUGAAAGAAGCGGUGUUCUUCCAAUUCUGGCAGGUAGUCCAGUAAUCUUUGGUCAAGGCACAUAUCCUCGGGCAAACGAUCUUUCUGGUCCAUCCUUGCCCGCUGGUAGCAUCAUUGGCGCCUACACUGCCUUCAAUGAUGGUGAUAACGUACUCAAGAUUGUCAUGAGCACCGACAACGGCACUUCAUGGCAAAGUAUUGGAGAAGUCACGAGAGGGUCAUCGACCGCAAACGACAUCGACAAUCCAUACGUCCUCCAACUUCCAUCAGGCCGCGUUCUCUGCACGUUCAGGAACCACUCCAAAGACCCCAAUACUGGAGUCUAUUUAUUCUUUCGCAUUACCGUGGCCUACUCAGACGACUUGGGCAAGACGUGGACAUUUCUAAGUACCCCAUCCUCGGAUCCUGGACCUGUCAACGGAAACUGGGAGCCUUUUCUCCGUAAUGCUCAAGAUGGCUCGCUACAGCUUUACUACUCUCGUGAGAAUUCCGCUGCAGAUCAAGACACACUGGAGAAAUUCUCCACUGAUGGCGGUCAAACAUGGACAGAGGCCCAAACUAUUUCCGGGGCUGGCAUAACUUCACGUGACGGUAUGACAGGGGUGACAACUGUUAGCGGGACGGACUUGAGGGCAGUCUUUGAGAGCGAGGUAGAAGGAACCUUCAGUGUCCAAUCCAUCACUUCUUCCGAUGACGGCAAGACCUGGGGCAACCGCAGUACUAUCUAUACACCAGACAGCCCCAAUACCUCCGCCGGCGCACCACAAAUCGUCAACACGGGCGGUACACUCUGUGUUAGCUUCAUGACGAAUGAAGAUUCCACUCUAGCUGCUCCUUCAGAUGGCUAUACCACGAACACGGCAGCAAAAUUAAUUACAAGCGGAGACGGGGGGCUGACUUGGGGUAAUAAGAUUACUGUCGGUCAGGUUUUGAGUGUGUGGCCAGGUCUGUAUGCUCUGGAAGGAGCAAGCUUCCUGAUGUUGUUCGACAACGGAGGGGCAAAAGCCCAAACUAUUGCUCUGAAUUAA